GUGAAGGACUGUCGUCAGCUCCCUCAUGCCGGUACUCUCCGAGGCAACAAGGCGGCGCAGUUUGCUGGCUCCAAAAAGCCAACCGAUUUGAUCGCGAGGGAAGUCGGCUGACUCGAUUUUGUGUCACCAGCUGCUCAGCUUUUGUUUUCUGCGCGCAUUUUUGACAUCAUAUCUGGAACUUUAUUUUCUCUUAGCUAACGGCAGCUUCGGCGUGGGCGUGGCUUCAGGCUUUCCCCGAUUGCUAAUUGUAGGCACGGCUGGUCACCUGAGCGGCUGCUCGCUCACUGGGACAAAAGAGGGAGCUCAGACUUUCUGAUCGCCGUCAAGUCGCGUGAGAUAACCAGCUUCUCAUCACGCGGGUCGCGGGCGUGCUGGAGCCUAUCCCAGCUAUCUUCGGGCGAGAGGCGGGGUACACCCUGAACCAUACCACCGACAACCACUCGCACUCACAUUCACACCUACGGGCAAUUUAGAGUGUUCCAUUAAUGCAUGUUUUUGGGAUGUGGGACGAAACCGGAGUGCCCAGAAAAAAACCCACGCAGGCACGGACGGAGAGAACAUGCAAACUCCACAAGGCGAACCCCGGUCCUCAGAACUCACAAGCAGUGACGUCCAUCUUGACCCGUGCGUGGACGUGGACGUGGAUUCAGUGCAACAUCAUGUUACUUCCUACCAAGAGCGACAGGAUCAUAACGGACCUGCCCAAGUGCUUCAGUCCAAAGGCGGCGCUGCAGACCAAAGAGGUUUUCCAUACUCAGGUGCAGGCCGCGUGUCAGACACACAGGGAAGAUGCUGUCAGCUUCAACGUCGCCAAAGUCAUUGUCGUGGGCGACGUCUCGGUUGGAAAAACUUGUUUGGUCAGCAGAUUCUGCACGGGCGCCUUCGACAAGAACUACAAAGCCACCAUUGGUGUCGACUUUGACAUGGAACGCUUCCAGGUGCUCGGGGUGCCCUUCAGCCUGCAGCUGUGGGACACUGCGGGGCAAGAGCGCUUCAAGUGCAUCGCCUCCACGUACUACCGAGGCGCUCAAGCCAUCAUUGUGGUCUUCGACUUGAGCAGAGGGAGCUCCUUAGUGCACGCCAGGCAGUGGCUGGAGGAUGCCCUGAAGGAGAACGACCCCUCCGGUGUUCUUCUCUUCCUUGUGGGCACCAAGAAGGACCUCAGCUCUCCAGAGGAGCUGGCUCAGGUGGAACAGGGAGCCGUUCGAAUGUCAGAGGAACUCAGGGCCGAGUACUGGGCUGUGUCGGCAAAGUCGGGUGUGGCGCAUUCGAGCUCAUAUGUUAAAAACGGCUACAUUUACACGUUAAGACAUAUGGAUAACAUACAAACAAACAAACAUGAUUCCGUGUCCACCACAGGAGAUGGUGUGAGAGAUUUCUUCUUCCGCGUGGCCUCUUUGACCUUCGAGGCCAACGUUCUGUCCGAGCUGGAAAAACAACACGGGAACACCGCCGACAUCAUCAGUGAGUCGCCGUUGCACUUCAUCGAUGACUUGACAGAAAUAUGUGCACGCUCCCAUGUCCAGAUGACGACUAUUUGUUUGGAAUGUCGACUUUUGGUUGGGACGUUUCUUUUUUCUACUGCCAUAACGAUGUGACGGUUGUUGUAUUAUAAGAGAUCUCGGGCAGGCCGGAGGACGAGCGCAAGCCGGCCAAGAGGAAGUCCGACUGCUGCUGAUGUGACAAUCUGGGAUCACCGCAUACGUUAGCACGUCGCUCCAGGAGAAGACGCAUGGGUCGAGCUGGCGUGGAAAUAAAAAGUUGCCAAAGGAC
This is a messenger RNA of Phyllopteryx taeniolatus (common seadragon), 1773 nucleotides long. RefSeq names its product ras-related protein Rab-34-like. The transcript is spliced from 11 exons. The coding region runs from base 486 to 1598 and encodes 370 amino acids. Lineage: Eukaryota; Metazoa; Chordata; Actinopteri; Syngnathiformes; Syngnathidae. The record is from RefSeq and is a predicted model, not a curated record. Gene Ontology annotation, biological process: endocytosis; phagosome-lysosome fusion. Gene Ontology annotation, molecular function: GTPase activity; GTP binding.